ACCGUUUCCACGCAGCAGAUGCAGCAGACGACGAGAAGACAGACUGUUUUCACCAUGAGGGUCUUGAUAUUCCUCUGUGUAUUUGGAUGGGCUGUGGCAGCAACAAACGGAAUGACUUUUGAUUGCAAUCGUUGUACCAUCUUUUUGGAGGGGUCCAACAAAACAAAACCGAAUACGACAGAUGCAGUGGCACCGAAAAGGUCCAACACAACAACCAACUCAUCGACUGUGCCAGGACAGAACAGCUCCAUCACUGUACAGCUGAAUGCUACAGAUGCAGUGGCACUGAAUGCGUCCGAUACCACAACCAACUCAUCCACUACCAAUGAAGGGGAUGCUCAGACUGAAAGAAGCAAACGAGAUACAGAAAAGCCCUAUAACAGCUGGCAUGGUCUAACUGGUCCUGGUUUUAAUCCGGAGGAAAAUGACAGCCAGUUGAAUGGGACAGACGUAGACCCACAGAACGGGUCCAACAACACCACCAGCUCAUCAACUUUUCAGGUCUCCAGUACAGCCAAACCUAGAACCAGAGCCAAACCAACGCAGAAACCAAGUAGCUCCUGGCAUCCUCUAAAGCAGGGGUGUCAAACAUACGGCCCGCGGGCCGCAUCCGGUCCGCCGAACAAUUUAGUCCGGCCCUGUGUCUAA
This is a messenger RNA of Fundulus heteroclitus (mummichog), 648 nucleotides long. RefSeq lists its product as uncharacterized. The coding region runs from base 19 to 648 and encodes 209 amino acids. The record is from RefSeq and is a predicted model, not a curated record. The transcript is spliced from 10 exons. NCBI's taxonomy places the organism in Eukaryota, Metazoa, Chordata, Actinopteri, Cyprinodontiformes, Fundulidae.